AUGUCAAAUAUCAUUUCAACUUUCCUUUCUACAUCCCAGCCAUCUCUGGAUACCCACCUUGAAAUCGAAUACACCGAGUCUGCACUGAGAUCUUGGCUUCAGGCACGGGGGACUAAAAUUCUUCCAGACUCCCUGUUUGUUGCAGUCUCCGUGCUGCUUGGAUCAGUAGACCUCCAUGACCUUAUAUCCCUCCUUGACACGAGCCUCAGAGAGGUCGCGACGCGAAAACAACUGCAGCCAGAAGAGGAGAGUGGGACAGCACUUCCUGUGCAAACUGGGCGAUGCCUGAUGGAAGAGAUGAUGUAUAGAGCACAAAUGGAAGUUUCCUUGUUCAGUACAGCUAUGGCAAACUUGUGCGAACAGCUGAACACUACAACUAAUGCAACUAAUUCACCUACAUCAUGUCUUACUCCAAAGAAGUUGUCCGUGGACGCUGUCGAUUAUGCAGGAUCAUGUCAGGAGUUCCGUUCGGCCCACUUUGACUGCUUCCCACCUACACGAUACAAAUGCAUGGCGUGGCUUUCCGCAUGCCACAAGGCGUCGGCUCUUACGUCAUCGCAUCUUCACGAUCGUGCUACUGAAGUUGGUGACAACGCCGGCCGAAUACUACUUCAUGAUUCCCCACAAUAUCUAAAAGAUUCUAGUCUCCAUAAACCCCCCUUAAAGCCCGGUGAUCGAAUUCCUUACCUACCCAUUUAUUUGAAGGCUCUUGUUGGUGAUAUGACAUAUCGUGCAUACGUGAGCGCAUCUGUUGCAGAAACCAACAAGUCACUAGCACGCACCUGCAAUAGCGACAGCUCCAAUGCAGAGUCCAAAAAGCUGGACGAACUUAAAUCUGACUUCCGUAUUAUGUACUUGAAGAAGCAACGCGCACAGGCCGAGGUGGACAUGUUUGCUGAAGCCAUAGCACGUAUUGUUGUUGGUGAGCGUGAUAAUUUUUUUGCUUCGAGUUUCCUUAAAUUAACAUGGAUGUCGCUCGCAGAAGGCACGUCUGAUGGAAGUGCCACGACAUUUGAAUCACAUCCACCUGACCACAUUAAUGAUUGGUUUGACGAUUGGAACUCGACCUCGUCUUUAUCUUCUUCCAGUGCCUCUGCACACCUGUGA
This is a messenger RNA of Suillus fuscotomentosus, 1107 nucleotides long. RefSeq lists its product as uncharacterized. NCBI's taxonomy places the organism in Eukaryota, Fungi, Basidiomycota, Agaricomycetes, Boletales, Suillaceae. The transcript is spliced from 4 exons. The record is from RefSeq and is a predicted model, not a curated record. The coding region runs from base 1 to 1107 and encodes 368 amino acids.